AUGUCUGCCAUCGAUCCAGUGAGUGAGAGCGAAGGCCGCGAGAAAACCACAGGUGGUGCCUGUCGUGCAGGGGCUCGGGGCCGGGAGGCGGCGGCGGCGGGGCGGCGCAAACGCGAUCUGCGGCGCCGCCCCCGCGGAGGGCUUCUUCGGGAGGGACUUGUUUGGUUUCUUCCCCGCCGCGCCGCACCCGCCCCACCUUCCCCGCCGCCGCCCCAGCGCUCCGCCGCCCCCCACCAGGCGCCUCGUCGCAGUCUCCUCCCACGCACACGGAACGGUCACGUCCCGCGCGAUUCCCUCCUCCGGGCGGACGUGAUCUCGGAGCCCGCCGGGCUCAGGUGGGCGGCGGACAGCCGGCAGGCGCGCCGAGGGCGGGACUCGUCAACAAGUAGGCGCGGCACGUGGCCGCCCCCCGCGCCGCCCCGCCUCGCGCCCGCCGCUGCCGCCGACCGCGCCUGCUCGCUUGCGCCGCGCCGCGCCGCCGCCGCGCCGCCACCCCGCCGGCAGUGCCUCGCAAUCGUCCGCCGCGCUCGCCCGCGCCGCGCCGCGCACCCGCGCCCGCGAUCCGCCGCCGCCCGCGCCGCCCCGCCCUCCGCCGCCGUCGACCGCCUGUUAGUGCUGCGUGCCGCUACGGAGAUUGCUUUCUCCGGCCGCUUCGGCAGUGCGUCCGAAUGCCCCGCCGCGCGGGCUGAGUGCGUCGCGCCCCAUGGCAAGAGGUGGGCGCGCGGCCGCGACGCCCGACGCGAACCAGUGAUGCGGGAGGCCUCCGACGCGGCGCCGCGUCUGGGAGGGUGCGGGCGGCGCCUCGACGCUGUCUCCUCGGGUGGCUCUACCGUCUCCGAGCUCCGCACCCCUGCCGCCGCCGCCGCCACCGCCGGACAGAGCGGGUGGGCGGGGCGCCGCGGCGCGGUCGCCGGUCAUGCACCAGCGGCUCGCGGCCGCCCGCGCCCCGCCGCCGCCGCCGCGCCGCCGUCAGCAUGCUGUUUGAGCACACCGCCGCCGCCGCCGCCCCGCCCACUUGCACCCGCAGGCGCCCCAGCUCCGCGCCGCCGCUCCCGCAGCGGCGUGCGCUUCGCGCGCCGCCCGCGCGCCUCCGCCGGCGCUGCCGCCUCCUCCGCCGCCCUACCACGCCACCGGCGCCCCGCGCUUCCGGAAGGUGGCGAUACGCGCCCCUGGGCCUGCAGCCGGUUAGCUAAUGUAAUUAAUAAAGGACAUGUUUUCAUGGUGGCUGACAAAGAGACCUGCUCAGCGAGGCCUUUUGUAGCGCUGGGAAGUCGGUUGCGGGUUUCCGUGCUGUCUGUUGAUUGUCUCGCCCCAGAUGCUUAUGUUAUUUCAUUCCCCUCGCUUUUGCAGCUGCUGGCAAAACUUGCAACUAAUAAAGCAGGUCAUAUUUUUCUUGUCUCGGCCGUUCGAAGCAGGAAAACGGAACGUUCGAGCUCCGAUGGGUAUCGUGGCGCGCGGUGCGGUGCGGUGCGGGGAAUGAUGGCGGGGGCCGGGGGCGACAUCAGAGGUCGCGGAGAGAGCAGCGAAGAGCGGAGGCGGGGGCGGGCGCUGCGGGCGAGAGGGCGACAGGAAGCGAACGGGUGUGCGGCGCGCCUGCCCCGCAACGGCGGCGCCGUCCGCCCAGAAAGAUUAUCGCAGAGCCUCUUCAAUUUCUCAUUUGCGCGUCGUUCGCCGAGGCGCGCCAACGCCUCCACAGGUUGCGGGGCGGAAUUACGACGAAAUAACCAGCAUCCAUUGUGGCAGCCUUUCCCGGACUGGCUGGAAAAAAGAAGCAAUGGAAACGAUGCGUUACUCAGCUUAUGUCGAAUCGAUCUUCAUGCUCACAGGUCAUUGGACUCAGGUGUGCAACUUGAGGAUGAAGUUCUGACAACGUCAAUUAAGAGUAGGGUUUGGUUUAACUAA
Gryllus bimaculatus (two-spotted cricket) is the source of this 1902-nucleotide messenger RNA. Lineage: Eukaryota; Metazoa; Arthropoda; Insecta; Orthoptera; Gryllidae. The record is from the annotation of a GenBank genome assembly.